This is a messenger RNA of Plasmodium inui San Antonio 1, 3099 nucleotides long. RefSeq lists its product as hypothetical. Gene Ontology annotation, biological process: protein targeting to membrane; peptidyl-L-cysteine S-palmitoylation. The record is from RefSeq and is a predicted model, not a curated record. NCBI's taxonomy places the organism in Eukaryota, Apicomplexa, Aconoidasida, Haemosporida, Plasmodiidae. The transcript is spliced from 5 exons. Gene Ontology annotation, molecular function: protein-cysteine S-palmitoyltransferase activity. The coding region runs from base 1 to 3099 and encodes 1032 amino acids. Gene Ontology annotation, cellular component: Golgi apparatus; endoplasmic reticulum.
AUGAAAAUAUUUAAAAGAAAUAAAACUUUGGAAAGAACGAAUUUUGACAAAAUAAAUAAUGUACAAAUAUAUGGAGAAAAUAAAAUACACUGCAAGGGCUUUUUCGUAUCAGGACCGGCCUUUCUAACGGUUAUCUCGUCCUUUCUUAUGAUAUUACUCCCAGUUGCCAUCUUCCACGCCUUUACCUCAACAUGGCUCUUUGAAAAAGAUAUUUACUACGUCUCAAUUCUCAACCUCUUCUUUUUCACGCUAACCAUUUACACCUUUUUUAAAACAAGUUUUAUGGACCCUGGUAUAAUACCAAGACAGAAAUCUGUACUAAACAUUUACGAUGUGAUAAUCCAACAGUACCGGGAAACGCAGCCACCACGACAGAAGGAGGUUUUGAUAAAUGGAAACUUUUACAAACUCAAGUAUUGCUACACGUGUAACAUAUAUAGAGGCAUAAGAACUGUGCACUGUUCCAUUUGUGACAACUGCGUGGAGAAGUUCGAUCACCACUGCCCAUGGGUGGGCAAUUGCAUCGGGACGAGGAACUACAAAUACUUCGUGUACUUCGUUUUUAAUCUGUACAUCCUGAUAUGCAUAACUCUAGGCGCAAGUAUUUACAAACUAACCAUAUGCAUCAACAGCCUAUCAGACGAGGGUUACAACACGGAGAAAAUAUUUAUUCACAUAUGGCGCAUGGCCACAGAUAGCAUCAUUUUGAUCAUAUACACUAUCCUAACGUUGUGGUUCGUCAUAGGACUGUUGUGCUAUCACAUCUACACAAUUGUGACGAACCAAACAACGUACGAGCAAAUAAAGACCUUUUAUCAAAACGAUAAUCCGUUUAAUAUAGGCGUUUUUAACAAUAUAAAAGAGAUACUCUUCACGAAAACGAGGCCGUCGUACAUCAAUUUUGUGAACCCCCAAUUACAACUUGUGGAUAAGAAAAGCUCGCAUCACGUAGUGGUCCUGAACGAUGUAGCUAUCGACAUAGAUGAAGAGCAAAAUGGUAAUGAUUCACUCAGUAAUGGAGACAAAAAUGAAAAAAGAAAAAAAUUCCCCUCCAUUGAAUCCCAAGUAGUAGAUUCCAAAUGGACCAAAAAAGGAAGAGAUUAUCAUUCGAUCAAUAUUCACGAUGGAAAAUAUAGAAACAAAACUUACAAUGUAAAGAAAAAAAUAACGAAAGAAAAAAGCUUAGAAGAAUAUGAUAUUACCAAACUGAGCAACAUUUCUAAUAAAGCAAUUGAAAAAAAUGCCAUCCAUUUCAAGUACGAGAAAAAUAAAAAUACCAAGUUGAGUAAAAUGAAAUUGUCAACUUUUAGGAAGAAGUAUAGCUACUCCGAAGAAUUAAGUAACGAUUUUGAACAAGUCAGUCAAUACACACAAAAAAGGAUCAUAAAUUUGGAUAACACCCUAGGUUCUUUAUUCAUUAGGAACGACUUGUCAUCAACAGGCAGCUCUAAUAACGACCUGUGCAGUGAUAUAUGUAACGAGAGCAGGGCCAGCUACGUAGGAGACGAAAUGAAUGCAGACGAACUAUAUGAAUACCAGGAUGAUGAUAUAAUUCGUCUGAACAGGAAAAGAGUCAACAAUAAUAACAACUACAUCAUUGUUAUUAAGAACUGGAAGAGAGACAGCGAAUGCUAUGGGACCGGUGUAGGCAAGGAGGGCCUAAUCACAAGCGGAUCGAGUAAGGAAUGCCCCAGUAAGGACUGCCCCAGUAAGGACUGCCCCAGUAAGAACAGUCCAGGAAAAAACAGUACAGGGAAAAACAGUGCAGGAAAAAACAGCGCUUGGAAAAAGAACCUACGCAAAAAAGAUACACACGAUGGUGAUUCCCUUGCGCCACUUGGCCCUUCCAAACAAAUCAGACGGAAACAAAUUAAUUACGAAACAAAAAUUAACUGCUUCAGUAACUCGGCGCAUGUGAGAAAAAAAUUAGAGUACCCAAUUCCGUAUAAGAAAAAAUUUCCAUUCAUCCGUAAGUUUAAAAACAAAAUGGAGACCUAUUACGUAGUCAGAUACGCCAACAUAAAUAAGAAUGACUUCUCGACCUACUGCCAGCAUACCAGUGCGGACAUAGAAAUGAAUAGCGUCAAACAGAUGAGCAAGAUGAAGAUGAUAAAGAAGAUAAAGUACUUGCGGAAGCUAUUUUCGAGAAAGCGCCAGUACGGCAAUAGUGGCCAUAAGAAUCGGGGCAAAAUAAAAAUGUUCAGCACCGCCAAGAGUGCCAGUCGGCAGGUCGAAGCAUGCAAUUGCAGCGGCGGCUGUGGCGAUGGAGAUGGGGAGCAUGCUAAGAACGGACAGGAUGACUGCUCUGCGAAUGCGAAAGCCAACGAGAAGAUUGUACUGAAAAAGAGGAAGAAAAACAAGAUUAUGGCCCUGCAGAAGGAUGUCAUCAUCAGUAUAUAUAAUUAUAAGCCCAAGGAGAAGAGGGAGAUACCCAAUCACUGGGGUGCAAGCCAUUCCAAGUUGGCAGAAAACGAAUCGCAUGAAAAGGAACUACCGGGACAUAUGGACCAAACGGGCGAACAUAAACACAGCAGCGGGGGCGAGGCUCCAGAUUUAUCCAAGGCAUUCCACCGCCAAAUCGACGGAGACACCUCGACCAAACACGAAGAAGAGAAACAAAAGAAGUUGGACCUGAAGUUGCCCGAAUAUUACCCCUCCGGAAUAGACAACGUUGAACUGGAAAAUUUCAGCAAGAUAUGCGAAAUGAGGUACACCAAAAUGUACAAGUGGAAGUACAAGAAAAUGCACAAGAGGAUACUCCGAAGGGAAAGAAUAAAACUGCUAUCCAGGCCACAUAAGAACAUCCACUUGUAUUAUAACAAUAAAAAUUAUUGCAUUGACGAGUCUACAGAUUGGCAUCAAAACAGUGAACUGUUAAGCGAAUAUAUGGACGCUAAUCUUUACUUUGCGAGAAUUAAAAAAAGCAAUAAAUUUGAUAAUUUAAAAUUAUUUAAUUAUUUAAUUCACAAGCAUAAACAAGAUAAAGACCGCUCAGAUAACAAAAAGAAAAGCAAGGCCUCCAAAUUUUUUUAUUUUUUUACAUCCUUUGCUCUAAUAAUUAAUUGUAUACGCAUACCGUCCACUAAUGAUAAUGACUGA